AUGGAGGGAGGAGGUGACUUGUCUCUGAAGAACUGGCCUGGUUGGGUGGAGCAAGGGACGCUCCAUAUCCUGCACAUAAAGGAGAAGAGCGCAUAUGCGAAACCGUCAUGGGGGCGGGCGCCUGCCACAAGACUAAUUUCAAGGUUGACGCUGGUCACUGGAGGAGGCAGUGGGAUUGGGCGGGCGGUGUGUCAGCGUUUCGCCUCUGAGGGCGCCUCUGUGGUGGUUGCUGACAUCAGCAAGGAGUCGGCCAAUGAGACGCUGGGGAGCCUGCAGCGCGACCUUAGAGGGCAGGGUCACAUGGCGGCUGCGAUGGACGUGAGGUCAAAAGAGAGCGUAGCCAAGCUGGUCACAAGUAUCCAGACUCGAUACUUCCAGCCUCCGUCAGUGUGUGUGAACGCAGCAGGCAUCACCCAGGACGACUUCCUGCUCAGCAUGGAGGAGGAGCACUUUGACAGAGUCCUCCAGGUCAACCUGAAGGGCUCAUUCUUGGUGACUCAGGCCAUCGCUCAGGCUCUGGUGGCCUGUGGAGCACCCAAAGGAUCCAUCGUUACUGUGGGCAGCAUCGUGGGAAAGGUGGGAAACAUCGGACAGGUGAAUUACGCUGCCUCUAAGGCCGGAGUGGAGGGUUUAACCAAAACAGCUGCCAAAGAGCUCAGCAGGUUUGGGAUCCGGUGUAACUGUGUGCUGCCCGGGUUCAUAUCGACUCCGAUGACGGACAAAGUACCAGAGAAGGUUAUUAGCAAGAUCAAGUCCCUGGUGCCAAUGGGUAGGAUGGGCGAAGCUGCAGAGGUCGCUGAUGUCUGCGCCUUCCUCGCCUCAGAUGACUCUCGAUACAUCACAGGAGCCAGCAUCGAGGUGACGGGUGGGCUUUUCAUUGGUUGACUCGGCUGUCUGUCACAGUGAUGAGGACCAAGGGGAGACCAGCUGCUAUAUAAUGUAAUAGUUAAAUAGAGUAUUAUGUGUCAUGCAGCUGACUGUGAAUGGGAAGUGUACAGUGACCUAAAGAUACUUUAUGCCAAUAAACACCUGUUUGUACAUAAAGUUGUGUAACAAUGUUCUACCUCUCCCUUCACACCUUGCUGAGCCCCGGACGACUACUUCAGAAAUGACCGGUUCAAAUCCGCACUGCGCCGUGGGGCUUGUUGGUGUUAAUGAAGCUGUCGUUUGGAGUCUUGGUGGUGGAACAUGAGCUGUACAGUUUGAUGCCAAAGUCACUCAGAUCCUUACGCAUGGCCAUUUUUCCUGCUUCCAACACAUCGACUUUGAGGACUGAAUGUUCAC
Monopterus albus (swamp eel) is the source of this 1284-nucleotide messenger RNA. It is a transcript of the gene hsd17b8, whose product is annotated as hydroxysteroid (17-beta) dehydrogenase 8. Gene Ontology annotation, biological process: fatty acid biosynthetic process. Lineage: Eukaryota; Metazoa; Chordata; Actinopteri; Synbranchiformes; Synbranchidae. The coding region runs from base 1 to 885 and encodes 294 amino acids. The record is from RefSeq and is a predicted model, not a curated record. The transcript has 10 exons. Gene Ontology annotation, molecular function: quinone binding; oxidoreductase activity, acting on the CH-OH group of donors, NAD or NADP as acceptor.